CGUAAAGCCAUAGGUAGGGGAAACAGUGAGAGAAGUAGGAGAAACGUACAAGCGCAGGAUGUAGAAAGCAGGGACGCCGGCGCCGUCACGUCGAGCUUUAUCGGGCUACGGAGCGUCGCGAACUAGCGCCCCGACGUCGAAUUUCGGUACUUCGAGGGCAGCAUCUACGUCAGGAAAAGCUCCGAGCUUAUUGGUCCCGGUCCAUUGUUGCGUAUUGAUUGCUGCGGUGUAGUAUGGUCGUCGAGACACUUGGUCGUCGGUGAUCGGCGCGGUGGUGGUGAGGCGAUAGGUUAAGCGCGGAGCGCAUCUUCGUGUUUCCCUUCGUAGUGUGCUAGUGGGGGAUUAACGAUAGAUUCCGAAGCAGGAAGAUAAGUCCGCGUUAAAACCCCAAACAAAUUAUGAAGCGUAUCAAAUGUAGACUACUGGUUGGUCAGUGCCGGUGAAUGUGUGACCUGGAGGCAGAGAUCUGCCGGAAUGACGUGCGACGAGAUCACCGAGUCUCCGGUAGAAGACUGCCUCAAGGUUCGGAAAUGGUGGUGUUUCGUCCUUUCAAGCAUCUUCACGUUCCUCGCCGGAUUGCUGAUCGUCCUCCUCUGGCGGGCGUUCGCCUUCCUUUGUUGUCGCAAGGAACCCGAAUUCGCUCCCAAUGACCCCAAACAGAAGGAGCAGAAGGCGGCCCGCCAGGGCAAAGAGUUCGAGGGGACCUUCAUGACCGAGGCCAAGGACUGGGCCGGCGAGCUCAUAUCCGGGCAAACCACCACUGGACGUAUCCUUGUGGUGCUAGUUUUCAUCCUCAGCAUAGCAUCGCUUAUAAUAUACUUCGUCGAUGCCUCCAACAGCGACAAGGUGGAGCAAUGCCAGAAGUGGAGCGACAACGUUACUCAGCAGAUAGACUUAGCUUUCAAUAUAUUUUUUAUGGUCUACUUUUUUAUACGCUUUAUCGCCGCCAGUGACAAGCUGUGGUUCAUGCUGGAGAUGUAUUCGUUCGUGGACUACUUUACGAUACCACCGUCUUUCGUCUCGAUCUAUCUGGAUCGGACGUGGAUCGGAUUGAGGUUCCUCCGAGCCCUACGACUGAUGACGGUCCCUGACAUCCUCCAGUACCUCAACAUUCUAAAGACAUCGAGCUCCAUUCGUCUCGCCCAACUCGUUUCAAUCUUCAUCUCCGUUUGGCUCACUGCUGCUGGCAUCAUUCAUUUGCUUGAAAACUCAGGGGACCCUUUCGAGUUCAAGAACCAGCAACAUCUUUCGUACUGGACCUGCGUCUAUUUCUUGAUCGUGACAAUGUCUACGGUAGGAUACGGCGAUGUUUUCUGCCAGACGAUUCUCGGCCGCACAUUCCUAGUAUUUUUUCUACUCGUCGGUUUGGCGGUGUUUGCCAGCUGGAUCCCAGAGAUCACGGAGCUCGCCGCGAACCGCUGCAAGUACGGUGGCCAGUACAAGCGCGAGCGUGGACGCAGACACAUUGUUGUGUGCGGCCACAUCACCUACGAGUCUGUCUCGCACUUCCUCAAGGAUUUCUUGCACGAGGAUCGCGAGGAUGUCGACGUAGAGGUUGUCUUCUUACAUAGAAAAGAACCGGAUCUCGAAUUGGAGGGUCUCCUGAAGAGGCAUUACACGACCGUGGAGUUUUUUCAGGGAACCAUGAUGAAUGCUGUGGACUUGGAACGCGUCAAGGUACACGAAGCGGACGCGUGCUUGGUCCUGGCUAACAAAUACUGCCAGGAUCCUGACGCAGAGGACGCGGCCAACAUAAUGCGUGUCAUCUCCAUCAAGAAUUACUCUGACGACAUCCGCGUCAUUAUCCAAUUAAUGCAAUAUCACAAUAAGGCCUACUUACUAAACAUUCCAUCUUGGGACUGGAAGCAGGGCGAUGACGUCAUCUGUCUCGCUGAACUCAAGUUAGGCUUCAUCGCUCAGUCCUGCUUAGCCCCAGGAUUCAGUACAAUGAUGGCCAAUCUCUUCGCCAUGCGAUCCUUCAAGACGUCGCCGGACACUCAGGCGUGGCAGAAUGAUUACCUGCAGGGCACGGGCUGCGAGAUGUACACGGAAACCCUCUCCCCGUCCUUUACCGGGAUGACAUUUCCCCAAGCCAGCGAGUUAUGCUUCACGAAACUGAAGCUUCUGCUGCUGGCAAUCGAGAUCAAAGGCGAGGGAGGUGGCGACAGCAAGAUCUCGAUCAAUCCGCGAGGCGCCAAAAUCGCUGCGAACACUCAGGGAUUCUUCAUUGCUCAAUCAGCCGACGAGGUGAAGCGUGCAUGGUUCUACUGCAAAGCAUGCCACGAGGACAUCAAGGACGAAACGUUAAUCAAGAAAUGCAAGUGCAAAAACUAUGUGGGGAUGAUGAUGAUGCAGACUGGCAUGGUGAAGGGAAAUUCUGCCUACCACAGUUACCUUGACGUGGCCACAUUCCGGAAAGGCGUGCGAGCCGUUCAGAUGGUUGGAAGAGCAAGUGAAGACUUCACGUACUCAAACGACCACCAUCCUCCCCCCACAUUCACUCCGCCAGAACUGCCCAAGAUGGUUCACGUGAGAGGUGAGAUCAGUCGCGAACGAGACGAUCCAAACGCCAUGAGGAAUCAUCGGAACUCCGUGGGGAUGACGAUGAUGAAUUCCACGAAGCAGGUCAACAAAGUGAAACCGAACGUAAACAGAGCGCCCAAUGAUAGCUUAUCAAGCCCGAAUCAACCGUACAAUCAGAGAUCGCAAGAGGAGUCCGCAUACGCUGGCUACCAUCUCGCCUACGAAGUCAAAAAACUCAUGCCCACGAGCAGAGGCUCGGGUGGUACCAACGUCAACAAUAACGGCGGACUGCAAGUGGGAAUCGCCGACGAUCAGGCAAAGGACUUCGACUUUGAAAAAACCGAAAUGAAAUACGACUCUACGGGCAUGUUCCACUGGAGCCCAGCCCGUAACCUCGAAGACUGCAUACUGGAUCGGAAUCAGGCGGCCAUGACAGUUCUGAAUGGCCAUGUUGUUGUGUGCCUGUUUGCUGAUCCCGACUCACCCCUCAUCGGACUGAGAAACCUUGUCAUGCCAUUACGAGCUUCCAAUUUCCAUUACCAUGAGCUUAAACAUGUAGUGAUAGUUGGGUCUGUGGACUACAUUCGUCGCGAGUGGAAGAUGCUGCAGAAUCUGCCGAAAAUCUCAGUGUUAAAUGGUUCGCCGCUGAGCAGAGCCGACCUGCGCGCUGUUAACGUGAACUUGUGCGACAUGUGUUGCAUCUUGUCGGCUAAAGUGCCUAGCAACGAUGACCCCACCCUUGCCGACAAGGAGGCCAUCCUCGCAUCCCUUAAUAUCAAGGCAAUGACAUUCGACGACACGAUCGGAGUCCUCAGUCAAGUAGAUAAUGAGCAAGGUAAUUUGACUGCAGUUGGCAGUCCCAUCGUCCUGCAGCGUAGAGGAUCCGUUUACGGGGCUAACGUGCCCAUGAUCACGGAACUCGUGAACGACAGCAACGUGCAGUUUCUCGACCAGGAUGACGAUGAUGACCCGGACACGGAGCUCUACCUCACACAGCCGUUUGCCUGUGGUACUGCCUUUGCUGUCAGCGUGCUGGACUCUCUAAUGUCGACAACCUACUUCAACCAAAAUGCACUGACUCUGAUCCGCUCGCUGAUAACAGGAGGCGCGACCCCCGAGUUGGAAUUGAUUCUGGCAGAAGGUGCUGGCUUAAGGGGUGGCUACAGUACGGCGGACAGUCUGGCCAACAGGGAUCGUUGUCGAGUUGGUCAGAUCUCGUUAUACGAUGGGCCUCUGGCUCAGUAUGGCGAGGGAGGCAAGUACGGUGACCUCUUUGUCGCAGCAUUAAAGUCGUAUGGAAUGCUGUGCAUUGGUCUGUACAGGUACAGGUUUCGUGACACAAGCUCAUCCUGCGACGCAUCGUCCAAGAGAUACGUCAUCACCAAUCCACCCGACGACUUCACUCUAUUACCUACAGACCAGGUUUUCGUACUAAUGCAGUUCGACCCUGGCCUCGAGUACAGACCGAGCAGAGGAGCUCGUGGUAAGGAUGACGCCUCCUGACUGUUGCUGUGUAGCGCCCUCACCGAUGGACCCUACUCCUACAUUUAAUUGGGAAGGAAGACCGUCAUGCCACCUAAGAUCCCCAACCGAGAUUUAUUCUCGCAUCCCCAAUCUGACUGCACGAUCAUCCGAUCGCGUCUAGUACAACCUGACUCACAGCCCCGUCCACGUUAAAAAUCAUCAGAACGCCAGUGAGAACGUCCGCAGGAGUCAUCACUUCGGAAGCCAGUGUUAUUUUCUUUCUUUUUCGUUUUUCUCGACAAUUGCACAUUUUUACUUUUAUUUCUCCUGUCUGUCUCACUCGCUCUCUUCACUCAAUUUUUUUUUCCUUACUCUCCUGACACAAGAAUGAAUUUUUUUUUUCGUUUACUUGUUUGGUUUUUUAAUUCCGUUUACACCUUGAAUUUUCUUCAUGUCCCACCCUCCCUCCUGUUUCGUCAUCGACCCGCGAAGUGAAAUCGUCAUGACAACGUACUGACAGAAGGAUGCUGGGAUGUGGCAUGAUUAGACCCUGGUCCGAGGGCUGCUACACAUUCGUUACUAAAAUCAUCAGGAUCUCUCCACGAUGAAGACGUCGAUGAACAAACCGGAUUAAUCCGACUGAGUGAACAAGUUCAACUAAAGUGUUAUAAAUAAAUAAAAUUUAAUAGAAACUACCCAGAGCGGUGAUAAAGACUAUUAUGGAAUUGGUCAUCGCGAAGAGUGUCCAGGAUCGUGGCAAAUUAUGAGAGAUGGAGUUAAGUGGAUGAUCAUAGUCACUCCGAUGGAACGCACCUCUCAGCAUGAGGUUCGGUUCUGAAGAAUCAGCAAUAUACAUGGGAAUUCGCGAUACUCGUCCCAAUUUUCUUUCUGAUUUUGCCCAAUAUUAUAUUUGCAGUGUUUUACUUUACUUCUGACAUGGUAACACAUAGUGUCACUAUAAUUUAUACCUCUACGGGAAAAAUACGCAAUACGAGUUCGUAUGUAAUUUCUUUUUUUAACGCGUGACGAUACUCGAAAAUACCCUAAAACAAUGCUGAUAGUCUCGUCUGUCUCUCCGAGCCACUUUCCAUACACGUAUAAAAGUCAAAUGGAGCAACUUCGAUGCUCCCAAUGGCGUGAACGCCUUGCAUGCGACAAGCGAGGAAUCGAGAGUGUAAUAAGAUAAAAAUGUGUGCGGGACUACAUGUAAUCUUACCUCGUGUGUCUUGUUUACGACUAACGAAACUCUCAAUCAAGCACUUUGUACAGGAUAUAUACAGGAUAUAUAUAAUAAUAAUUAUGAUAAACACCCUUUUCCACACGAUUUUGAGUAAAUCGGUUAUAUAUCGGUAUAUAUACAUUGUAGGUACAUAUGCACGUAUAUGUAUAUGUGCAUAUAUAUACAUAUAUAUGCAUAGAAAUUCUCUCUUUUAUAUAUUUUUGUGAAACUCAAGAAUGUGUCUACACACAGGUACACAAACGUACACGACUUAUGCUUACACCGAUGACACGGCACACGGCGUACUUUUGCGCUUAUGCAAAUACAAAAUAAAAAGAAAGAGAGAGAAAGGAUCACAUAGUCAUGCGCUUAGCGCGUACGGAAAUGACGAAGUGAACAAGAAAAAUCUGCAUACGAGUAAAGAGACGUUUAUAUGGUCUUAAGUGAAAAUUAUUACGAGCAUGUGUCAUCAGACCCGGCAUCUGAUUGAUUGGUUAUCCGUUGCUGUAUAAAAUAUUCAAUUAAAUGAUGAGAAAAGAAAAAAAAAGGUAAUUGAUUAAAGAGAACUAGCUGUGGUAGACGCUGCCGUGUUCAUAUAUGCAUACCGUGUAUAACUGCUGCUGCUGCUGCUGCUGUUGCGAUAUCCACGUGCACUGUUCACUGCCACCGCAGUUCGUGUUAUCAUCGUAUAACCUUAACAUGACUCGAUUAAGACGAGAAGAUUCGUGAGGCGGUGCGCUAUCGCGUAUCCGACUAUAGAAAUUCAGUAAUGCCGAAUGGCCCUGUAAUGAUGCCGUGACGAACUUUCCAAUCUGGUCGCGCGAAAGACGUCUUGGAAAUCGCUCACGGAUAAGACCGUGUCGUGUUAUCGUCAUUGGUAGCGAAUCAAAAGAAAAACAUUUACGUAUGUUAGAUUAAUGAGUUUUGAGUCGAAUGAAACGGAAUUGUACACCUUCGAUUUUUAUUGAUUUUCAGAGAUUCAUAAAGCGUUCUGUAUUAACGAUCGAUCUUGUGCUACCAGUGACGUUAACAGUGAUUAUUUUACUUUCCUUUUUCUUCCUGGACUUUUCUCGUCUUAAGAGAAUUAUGCAAAUUCGUACAUUUAGAAUUGUGCAAGUCGUUCAUUCACUCGUCAAAGCCUUGUGUAGAAUUUUAUGGUAAUUGUCAUUAUUGUCUGUCACAAUAAGCCAAAGUCAGUUAUAUAUAUGCCGUAUCGUAAUAACUUUGAGGUAACGAGAGUCGAUGAGUUAUCGCGACGGUUUGAUAAUUGAUAAUCGUUGACGCAUGUUAUCAUGCAUAUGCGGAAAAGAAGUAACGUUUCUUUUGUUAUACGAGUUACACGAUUUUGAUUUUCGGAAACGUUUGGAAUUGGUGGAGCGUCUCCUGAUGAUCUUUCUCAUCGUUUUGAGGUACGAUGUCGCGUAAAAGUCGAUGAUCUCUUCUGAACCGGAAAUCAUUGGACCUGACGAAGAACUGUACUGGCUCAUUGUGAUAUACAAAAAUUUAAAUUCGCGCACUCUCUUAAUAAUUAAUUCAAGCACCGAUUCAAUCGAUUCAUCAUCCUUAUCAUAUUCUCUCGUGCCACGGCUACGUGGCGCAUUUGCGUGUGUGUAUGACGUAUGUAUCUAAAGGAACAACCAAAAGGAAAAUGAAAAAAAAAUAAGAUGAAGCGAUUCGAACUCUAUGGGGAUUAUAAGAUGUAUAAAGAAAAAUUGGCGCGCAGAGCGUUCGCCACCUUCAAUGCCUCAUUGACCUCAUCUAAUGCUUUUUUAUCUGUACAUUUACAAUUUGUGUACCAAUGAGGAACGUUGUUUAAUCAUGUUGUUGAUGUUAUUGUUAAAGAAUGAGAUUCAAUAUUGUACAUAACUAUAUAUUCAUUAUAAUUGAUGAUAUAAAUAAUUAUAUACAUAAAAAGAAAAGGAAGUCAUCUCAAAUCCGUUUGUCCCGUUGUUUCAGCAAGUGCCCCGUACAAUUUUUAUAUAAGCUGUGCCAAUUGAUUCCCAAUCGAUAGUGUCUCGCGUGAUUGAUAUCGUAUUACGGAAUAUAACGUACAUUUUUCAUUAUGAACAAUUUUCAUUAAAGAUCUGUGUCCGCUCGCGACUUUCAUUAGCGAUUUUAUUUAGAGAAUUUCGUUUGACAGCAGCAGGGAUGUCCAGAGGUGACAAUGACUCGAGUGCGUAAUGGAAUACGAAUAAUUUGAAAUGCGCAGGCAGAAAUGUACAUAAAAUAAAAGGGUUUAGAGAUUUUCUUUGUGAUAAUUGCGUUGAAUGAACGAAUGAUGAUAUGCGUUUGUGUGUAUGAAGAAAAUUAAAGUUCGAAUAAAAAAUUUCAAAAAUU
This is a messenger RNA of Cephus cinctus (wheat stem sawfly), 7543 nucleotides long. RefSeq names its product calcium-activated potassium channel slowpoke (gene slo). The transcript has 28 exons. Gene Ontology annotation, biological process: transmembrane transport; potassium ion transport. The record is from RefSeq and is a predicted model, not a curated record. Gene Ontology annotation, cellular component: postsynaptic membrane. Gene Ontology annotation, molecular function: large conductance calcium-activated potassium channel activity. NCBI's taxonomy places the organism in Eukaryota, Metazoa, Arthropoda, Insecta, Hymenoptera, Cephidae. Bases 475 to 4026 code for a protein of 1183 amino acids.